AUGGAGACUCCUUCAUCCAACAAUACGGCUUACAAUGCCCUUGAAGAGGGCAGCCUUGCUCCUUUAGCUGUUGUUGGAAUUUCGUUGAAAUUCCCUCAAGAUGCAACAUCACCUGAAGCGUUCUGGGAUAUGUUGGUUCAAGGCCGAUGUGUUUCUGGAGAAUUUCCUCGAGAUCGGAUGAAUAUCGACGCCCAUCACGAUGCCGACCGAGACCGGCUUCACAGUCUCUCCUGCCGAGGAGCUCACUUCCUUAAAGAGGACCUUGGUCGUUUUGAUGCUCCCUUUUUUGGGAUGAGUGACGCCGAUGCAAAGGCCAUGGACCCUCAACAGCGCCUCGCCUUGGAGACAGUAUAUCGAGCACUGGAAAAUGCAGGGCUGCCGGUUGAGCAUGUUGCCAGUUCGAAGACUAGUGUAUUUGCGGGCUCCUUCUGCAGCGACUACCACAUGAUUCAGAUCAAGGAUCCGCUCAACGUGCCAAAAAAUGCCAUCGCGGGCAGCGGCCGGAAUAUGAUCUCCAAUCGCAUCAGCUGGUUCUUCGACUUCUUAGGUCCUAGUGCGACUAUUGACACGGCCUGCUCGAGCAGUCUCAUGGCGGUGGAUCUAGCCUGUCAGUCUAUAUGGGGCGGUGAUGCUAAUAUGGGCAUUGCUAUUGGCUGUAAUAUUAUAUUGGCCCCAGAGAUGACUAUUGGCCUAGACAACCUUGGGCUAUUAUCACGCGACAGCCACUGUUAUAGUUUCGAUAGCCGAGCAAAUGGAUACGCUAGGGGCGAAGGUGUCGGUGCUAUUGUUAUCAAACGACUGGAUGACGCUGUAUCAGCUGGAGACACCAUCAGGGCUGUCAUUCGAUCAUCCAGCUCUAACCAGGAUGGAAGGACUCCUGGAAUUCUUCAACCGAGCAAGAACGCACAGGUCCGUUUGAUCCAAGACACCUAUCGAAAGGCUGGCCUCGACAUGGACACCACCAGGUACUUUGAAGCACAUGGCACAGGAACACCGAUUGGUGAUCCUAUCGAGUCUCGAGCUAUUGGUACUGCAUUUCGUGAGUACAGAUCAGGAGAUGCGCCUCUAUACGUGGGCUCUGUAAAGUCAAACAUUGGCCAUUUGGAAGGCGCUAGUGGAAUUGCUGGCUUCAUAAAAGCAGUUCUUGUGCUAGAAAAAGGCAUUAUUCCACCGAAUAGCAGCAACCUGCAGGUCACAAACUCCCAGAUCGACGAAGAUUAUAUGAGACUCAAAAUAAUAAAAGGUGCCAUUGCCUGGCCUACUACUGGAUUACGGCGAGCUUCUGUGAGCUCCUUUGGCUUUGGCGGGGCAAAUAGUCAUAUUGUGCUUGAUGACGCUUACAACUCCCUUCGUCUGUGGGGUUAUGAGACAGGUCAUCAUGAUACUGUCGUAGUACCUUUGAAGCAGGUCAAUGAUUCGCCGCAGAUGCCUGAUCAUGGCAAGGCCGACAGGACUAAUUCUCAUAUCUCUCGAGUAAAUGAUGCUAAUGAUGAUAACAUAUGUGAAUACAGAUCGGCUCCGAGGCUGUUUGUGUGGUCAGCCACGGACAAGGCAGGAAUCACACGACUUGCAGAGAGCUGGAACUCGUACUUCUCGACUCCGAUAGAAGUGACGGAAGCUUACAUGAGGGAUCUAGCAUAUACUUUAUGCGAUAGGCGAACUCAUUGGGCGUGGAGGACUUUUGUUGUUGCUAAUUCAGCCGUACCUAUACAAAACAUAACAGCACAAUUCGCCCCUGCUACUCAGUGCAUCACCUCACCACACCUGGCUUUUGCUUUUACCGGUCAAGGAGCUCAGUGGUAUGCAAUGGGUCGCGAGCUCAUAAGUCAUUAUGAGGUUUUCACGAGAAGCCUGUCCGAUUCGGGUACAUACUUCAAAGAGCUUGGAUGUGAAUGGGAUGCGAUAGAGGAGCUACAGAAGCCAGAGUUGGAGUCAAAGGUGACUGAUCCAGUGUAUGGUCAACCACUCUGCACGGCACUUCAGAUCGCGCUGGUAGAUCUCCUUGAGAGCUGGGAAAUAUCACCUGCUGCGGUGGUUGGUCACUCUUCUGGCGAAAUUGCUGCCGCAUACUGCUCCGGGGCGCUAUCAAAACGCUCUGCACUGAAGAUCGCAUACUUCAGGGGCUAUGUAGCCGGACUCCUUGGGGGCUCUAGUGACAUGAAAGGAGGUAUGCUUGCUGUGGGUCUGUCAAAGGAAGAGGUGCAGAAAUACUUGGAUGCGCUUGCCUCCCAGUUUGAAGCGUUGAAGGUUGUUGUAGCUUGCAUCAACAGUCCCCGGAGCAUCACAAUAUCCGGAGAACUGCAGCAGAUUGAAGCCCUGCAUGACCUGCUGAAUCGCUAUCAUGUGUUCUCCCGAAAACUGACAGUCAAUGUGGCCUACCAUUCAUUUCAGAUGCGUGAGGUGUCAGACCGGUAUCAUACCAUCCUUGGGGACCUGGAAAUGUCAUGCAAAAGAAAGAGAAAACCGCCAUUCAUGGUUUCAUCUGUCACAGGAACCGUGGUAUCGAACGAGCAACUGGUGGAGCCGGAGUACUGGGUCAAUAACAUGAUUUCACCGGUACUUUUCCAUGAUGCAGUGAGCUAUCUAUGCUCACAUUCGGAGAAGGUAUCCAAGAAGAUUGAUGGCAGUCACCGCCGCACUGUUGCGAUCAAUCAUCUUUUGGAAAUUGGCCCACAUUCUGCGCUGCAAGGACCGUGUCGUGAUAUUGUGAGCGCCAUGGAGAGGUCUGACAAAGUCUCAUAUGUUCCCCUGCUGGUGCGCAAACGUUCCCCUCUGGAAUGCAUCAUGGAAGCAGCAGGGCGUCUCCACUGCAGCGGAUAUACAGUCAAGUUAUCAUUGAUCAACGCUGACGGGCUAGCGAAGGCCCAGCGAAGCCCUCGUGUGCUAAUCGACCUACCCGAAUAUCCCUUCAAUCACUCAACAUCAUACUGGCAUGAAAGCCGCCUGAGUAAAGGAUACAGACUCCGUCGAUAUGGUUACCUGGAGCUGCUUGGCACUCCUGAGCCAAACGGAAACCCGAUGGAGGCUAGCUGGAGGAAUAUCAUCCGAGUCUCUGAUAUGCCAUGGGUGCAGGAUCAUAAAAUCAACAAUACUAUCUUGUAUCCGGGAGCAGGAAUGGUGAUCAUGGCAAUAGAGGCUGUCAAGCAACUGGCUGAUCUAGAACGGCCUAUUGCAGGCUUCAGUGUUCGGGACGCCGUGUUCUUGUCCGCCCUGCAAAUUCCCACACACGCAGAGGGGAUUGAGGUCAAUGUGCACCUAAAGCGUACGACAGAUAGAAAGGCGGAUGCGACAGGCUGGUUUGAAUAUCGCAUAUACGCUUACGAUAAUGGAGCCUGGGUGGAAAACGGCGCCGGCUCCAUUCAAGCCCUUUAUGAAGCCAGAGACGCAGGCCUAGAAGCCAAUCGCCGGGAGGAGAGCGCGUGGGAAAGCCAUCUUCUAGAAGGCUUCAGCGGUGCAGCACAGUCAUGUAUAUCAUCUGUGAAUGCCGACGAGUUUUAUAAGCUCCUACGUUUAUCUGGCUACCAAUACGGCCCUGAAUUCUCCGCAAUCCAAAAAAUUGGUUACAGAGAAGGAAGUUACAACAACAUCGUCUCAGACAUUCGCACAUUUCGACCUACGGACACAGGUGGUCCCGGUACUUAUCCGACUCACACGAUCCACCCCACAACCUUUGACGGCAUCAUCCAGAUGGCGGCUGGUUUGGAAACGGAUGUAGGCCGGCGUGUGACAAAUGUGGCUGUUCCAACAAGGAUUGACCGGCUCUGGUUGUCGAAUUCUGGUGGUCUCAGCCAUCCAUCUGCAAAUAUCGUCAAAGCAUACGCGACCCGUAGCCAAUCCGCCGUGGGGUAUACAUACUAUUCCAUGACGGCAGUGAAUUCAGAUGUCUCCAAGGCUCUUUUGACACUUGAAGGCUUGAAAGUGACGGCCAUUGCAAGCACGGAGAAGGCGCAUAUUUCAAACCAUUUCAAGGCCGAUAAUUUCUGCCAUUUCAUUGAGCGGAAGCCUGAUAUUGACCUAUUAACAAGUUCUGAGGCUUGGAAUCUCUACGGGGCUCACGAUCCACAGCUCAUAGAGCCGGUGCAGCAAUUCACCGAGCUUGACUUUCUCGCAGCAACUUACAUUAGCAGAUAUGCGACCUCUUUUCACGAGGAAGACAGACAGCCCCUUCCUCAUAUAAACAAAUACGUGGACUGGGCACUGGACUACAACAGAACACUGGAUCAGGGAAUAUCCCGAUUUAGCGCUAAGGAAUGGAGAGACCGCAUGAACGAUGACGAGUAUAUCAGAAAGCUACAUGAGCGAGUGGAAAGUGGCAGCAAGCGAGGUCUUUUAGUGAGCACAGUCUGCCGGAAUCUUGGGGGUUUUAUACGAGACCCACUGGCUCUCUUGUUCAACAACAAUCUACUUGCGGAUGUCUACUAUGAAAUGCUUCGCAUUGGCUCAGGUUCAUCACAACUGGAAAGAUUUAUCGGCGAGCUGGCUCAUAAGAACCCGCAGAUGAAGAUCUUGGAGAUAGGAGCCGGAACUGGAGCCAUGACUGCCACCUGCCUCAAGGCACUAACCAUGGACUUUGAGUCGGGGACCAGUCUGCGUUGUUACAGUCAGUGGGACUUUACCGAUAUCUCGAGCUCUUUCUUUCCCAGCGCCCAAAACCAGUUUGCAGCAGAAGGCCAGAGCAUGCGCUUCAAGGUGCUCGAUAUUGAGCAAGACCCUGAAGCACAGGGGUUCGAGUGUGGGACCUACGAUAUGGUUGUUGCAUUUCUGGUUUUGCAUGCAACGGCCAACUUGUCUGCUAGUCUGAGAAAUGUCCGGAAGCUGUUGAAAGGGGGUGGGAAGCUUCUUCUCUUUGAGAUUACUCACCUGCAUCCUGUCAGGACCAAUCUUGUAUUUGGCCUGCUCGAUGGAUGGUGGCGAGGGACAGAGGCAUACCGCCAAAAGAGCCCCUGUAUUAGUUCCGAGAAAUGGGGCGAGCUCUUGAAAGAGACUGGUUUUUCUGGUUGCGACCUUGUGCUUGAUGAUUACAACGACAAAGUGUGUCGCGAGGGCAGCAUGAUCGUGUCGACUGCUGUUGCUCCUCGACCGACUCAAAGGACAAGUACAGCAGUUAAUAUCAUCCUUGACCCAAGGGAUCAAAUCCAGGCUGAUCUGGCAAUGACACUGUCUGAUUGUCUUCAGAAGAUUGGACUUUCUGGCAUCACUCAGAGAUCGCUGAGCGACACCCUCAGCAGGGAGCUGUCACCAGACGUUCUGGACAUCUGCCUCUUGGAAUCAACGACCCCGUUUCUGUACAACAUGAAAAAAACAGACUAUGAAGGGCUGCAAGGGUUGGUGUCAUCCACGAGGAAUCUUAUCUGGGUCGGCGAAGGUGGAGGGCGUCAACCCCUUGCAAAAUCCGGACUUAUUGAUGGGCUUUUCAGGGUUCUUACUGGGGAGAUGUACAGAGCUCGGCUGACAACCUUGUCACUUGAGCGGAACACUUCCAGAGAACACCAAGCCGAGCAGAUCAUCAAGAUAGUGCGCUCCGUCGCUGCCGAUACUGACAGGACUGCAGAUACAGAGUACACCGAAAUCGACGGCAUACUUCACAUCAAUCGCCUGGUUCCCGCUAGGCCUCUAUCUCAAGAAGUAGCCAGGAAGGUUCUCCCACAGCAAAGAGGGAAAAAGCCGUAUGGCUUGGGGCCACCAUUGAGACUGAACAUCGGAUCGCCUGGCCUGCUGAACACACUGCAUUUUGUCGAAGACCGAUCCCAAGAGAAACCUCUCGGGCCGAAAGAGAUUCUUAUCAAAGUCAAAGCCGUGGGUCUGAACUUCCGUGAUGUGCUCGUUGCUUUAGGCAGACUGGAAACCGAUACUCUAGGAGCUGAAUUUUCUGGCGAAGUGGUCCAGAUUGGAAGAUCUUGUCAAAAGUUCCAGCCCGGCGACAGAGUCGUCGCCUUUCAUCCCAGCCGCUAUGCGAACUAUGUUCGUGUGCAAGAGGACAUGCCUGUGGCUAAGAUCCGGAAUGAGAAGAUGUCAUUCGUGACCGCUGCUGCUAUUCCCGUAGCAUAUGCAACCGCGUGGAUCACUCUGAGCAGAACAGCAAAUCUUCAAGCAGGUGAAUCAAUAUUGAUUCAUUCAGGGGCUGGUGGGACAGGACAGGCUGCUAUCCAUGUGGCGCAAUACCUAGGAGCGACGGUGUUUGCGACGGUGUCGACCGAAGAGAAGAAGCAGCUCUUGAUGGACCGUUGUCACAUUCCCGCGGAGCAUAUCUUCUCCAGUCGAAAUACACUAUUCGCUAAAGGGAUCCGACGUCUCACUCAAGGUAGAGGGGUAGACGUUGUUUUGAACUCGCUAUCCGGUGAUGGUCUUGUUGCAUCAUGGGAAUCGGUUGCACCAUAUGGGCGGUUUGUUGAAAUUGGGAAGAAUGAUAUUCUUUCGAACUCGAAGCUUCCAAUGCUCCAAUUCGAGAGAAAUGUCAGCUUCAUGGCAAUUGACCUCGCUGGAAUGAUGGCCGAACGGCCUCAUCUGAUCACUGCAGCUUUGGAGAAAGUAUUCUCCAUGCUUGAAGACGGCAAAAUAUCUCUUGUCCAUCCUUUGCAGCUGCUAGGUAUUGCAGAGAUUGAGCAUGCCUUUAGACAAAUGCAGACCGGGAAGAACUCGGGGAAAACCGUGUUGGAGAUGAGAGAAACGGACGAAGUCAUGACGGUUGUUGACACAAAACCUUCCUUUUCCUUCCCGCCGGAUGCAACAUAUGUCAUAGCUGGCGGGCUGGGUGGCCUUGGUCGCAGUAUUGCCCGUUGGCUUGUUGAACGAGGGGCACGCAAUUUGCUACUGCUCUCGCGAUCUGGUCAGGCAAGUCCGCAUGCAAGAAGUCUGGUGGAGGAGCUGCAUGCCAGAGGUGCACGUGUUAUCACUCCUGCAUGUGACAUUACCAACAGGGAACUGCUAAAGACAGUACUCAGCGUCUGUAGCCAGCUGAUGCCUCCGAUCAAGGGAUGCGUGCAGGCAACAAUGGUGGUCUCGGCUCAAAAUUUCGAAAGCCUGGAUUACGAGUCCUGGAAGUCAACCACGACUCCCAAAGCCCAGGGAUCCUGGAACCUGCACAAGCUUCUCCCACAGGGCAUGGACUUUUUCGUCAUGAUGUCCUCUGUCGCGGGCAUUCUUGGAACGAUCGGCGACCCUGGUUACGCAGCCGGCAAUACAUUCAAAGACGGUCUGGCACGACAUCGAGUCGCACAAGGCGAGAAGGCAGUCUCGUUGGGCCUGGGACCUAUCCUUACAGCAGGGUAUUUGAAGGAUAACCCGGACCGUCGAGAGUAUUUCCUGUCCCACAACGUUCUCGAUGAGAUCACAGAGUUGGAGCUACACGCCAUACUGGAUACGUACUGCGACCCCAACCGGGACCAGAUCUCCAUGCUAGAGAGCCAGGUAGUCGUGGGAAUCACCCCUACCAUGCGAGAGCACGGAAUGCACAAGACGGACUGGCUAGACCGACCGCUGUUCCGACAUUUGGCUCUGAUCAAUGGAGCAGGAGGUGGCAGCACGGAGGACUCGAAUCUAGCGGCUCUCUUUGCGGGGGCUUCAUCGACGACAGAGGCAGCGGGGAUCGCGAUGCGCGCGACGCGGGAGAAGCUCUCGGUUAUGAUGUCCAUGCCGGUGGACGAGAUUGACACGGACAAGCCUAUUCACCAAUAUGGAGUGGAUUCGUUGGCCGCGGUGGAGCUACGGAAUUGGUUCGCGCGGGAGUUACGGGCGGACCUGGCCAUGUUUGAUAUCUUGGGGAGUGCGAGUAUUGCAUCGGUGGUGGCGGUGGCAGUGGGGAAGAGCGAGUACCGACGGUCUGACUCGGCUCUGAGUGAUUCAUAGUAUCAGUUUUGCAUGCAUAUACCAUCAGUGCC
Aspergillus sclerotioniger CBS 115572 is the source of this 7877-nucleotide messenger RNA. Its product is annotated as type I polyketide synthase. Lineage: Eukaryota; Fungi; Ascomycota; Eurotiomycetes; Eurotiales; Aspergillaceae. Gene Ontology annotation, molecular function: 3-oxoacyl-[acyl-carrier-protein] synthase activity; oxidoreductase activity; phosphopantetheine binding. The coding region runs from base 1 to 7845 and encodes 2614 amino acids. Gene Ontology annotation, biological process: fatty acid biosynthetic process; secondary metabolite biosynthetic process. The transcript has 14 exons. The record is from RefSeq and is a predicted model, not a curated record.